AUGGAAGAGUACAAUGUCACUAAAUAUUUCCUUAAGGACAAGCUCAGUGUGACUGCCUUGACAUGUCAGAAUAAACCACUUAUCUACUACAAAGAUAAAUUAUACCAAGAUAGCAUGCAGCAAAAUUUUAUAAUAUUUUUUCAUAGUCAUUUAUUUUCAAUAGGACACUUGAUGGGAAAAAAGAGUGCUGGACUGAUUCCGUACACUUAUGAAGAGGAAGAGAAGAUACCAUAUUCACCUUCACCUGAUGGCAUGAAGCAUUUGGAAGGAUUUCUGCAACAGGCUGAAAUGCUCAAGAACUUACUAAACCUAAAUCCAGUAAAUGAAAACAAGAAUCUGCAGUGGGUGAAGAAGUCAAUUACAUCAAACGGUGAAUCAUCUGAUGCAAGUUUUAACAAACAUGAAAGAUGACAGUCCAGAUUGCAAUGAAUAUCAACAUUAAUAAAAGAAUAAGCCAGAUUUUAAGGACUCGAUUUUAAUCAAUUUGUGGAAAUAAAACUAAGCAAAAUGUAUGUCUUGAAUUUAAUUGCCUGUAUAAACCACUACAUUAAAAUUCUCAACUAGCAUGUAAGUCUUCAUUCAUUU
Messenger RNA from Protopterus annectens (West African lungfish), 585 nucleotides. RefSeq names its product gastrin-releasing peptide-like. The record is from RefSeq and is a predicted model, not a curated record. The transcript is spliced from 3 exons. Lineage: Eukaryota; Metazoa; Chordata; Ceratodontiformes; Protopteridae. Bases 1 to 411 code for a protein of 136 amino acids.